Molecule: messenger RNA, 1321 nt
Organism: Brassica rapa (field mustard)
Lineage: Eukaryota; Viridiplantae; Streptophyta; Magnoliopsida; Brassicales; Brassicaceae
Product: amino-acid permease BAT1-like
Biological process (GO): transmembrane transport; gamma-aminobutyric acid transport
Cellular component (GO): membrane
Molecular function (GO): gamma-aminobutyric acid transmembrane transporter activity; L-lysine transmembrane transporter activity; L-glutamate transmembrane transporter activity
Source: RefSeq, a predicted model, not a curated record
UGGCCAAAGUGAAAAGGUUGUGUGUUUGACGAGCGUUGACUUCUCUCUGGCACAGCUGAUUCAAGUGAUCGUCCUUCUCUCCACCGGCGGUAAAGACGGCGGAGGAUACGAAGGAUCGGACUAUGUAGUCAUUGCUAUCCAUGGGGGGAUCUUAUUCAUACAUGCACUUCUCAACAGCCCCCCUAUCUCCGUCUUGUCUUUCAUUGGACAGCUGGCUGCUCUCUGGAAUCUACUAGGGGUUCUGGUGCUUAUGAUCCUGAUUCCUGUGGUUUCUACCGAGAGAGCCACAACUAAGUUUGUCUUUACUAACUUCAACACUGACAAUGGACUCGGCAUUACAAGCUACGCCUACAUAUUCGUUUUGGGACUCCUCAUGAGCCAGUACACCAUCACAGGGUAUGAUGCCUCUGCCCACAUGACUGAGGAGACGAUUGAUGCAGACAAGAAUGGGGCAAGAGGAAUAAUCAGUGCCAUUGGGAUAUCAAUUUUGUUUGGAUGGGGUUAUAUACGGGGCAUAAGCUAUGCUGUCACAGACAUACCUUACCUCCGGAGUGAGACCAACAACGCUGGUGGGUACGCCAUUGCUGAGAUCUUCUACUUAGCUUUCAAGAGCAGGUCUGGGAGUGGUACUGGAGGUAUCGUGUGCUUAGGCAUUGUUGCUGUUGCUGUGUUUUUCUGUGGCAUGAGCUCUGUCACCAGCAGUUCUAGGAUGGCUUAUGCGUUUUCGAGAGAUGGAGCUAUGCCAUUUUCUCCCUUAUGGCACAAAGUGAACAGCAGAGAGGUUCCCGUUAACGCGGUUUGGCUCUCUGCUUCCAUAUCUUUCUGUAUGGCCCUCACCUCACUGGGGAGUAUAGUGGCGUUCCACGCAAUGGUGUCCAUAGCAACGACUGGACUGUACAUAGCAUACGCAAUACCGAUCUUUCUAAGAGUGACGCUGUCACGCAAAACCUUUGUGGCUGGACCAUUCAGCCUAGGGAGGUACGGAAAGGUGGUCGGUUGGGUGGCAGUCAUAUGGGUUGCAACCAUCUCCGUCCUCUUCUCACUUCCCGUGGCAUAUCCCAUAACGGCCCGCCAUUGGUUUACAGGCCCCGUCUCCAACAUUCUUAGCUGAAACAACUUUAUAGUAUUUUGGGGUUGUUUCAUGUUUGUUUUCUUAUUUAUAUAUAUAGUAAAGGCAUUCAAGAUAUAAUCUACCGUUUGAUAUAUACAAACAAACAUCAUCAUUUUUUUAUUAUUAUUUUAUAUCCCCUAAAUAUUAACUGAAGAUUUUUUAAAAAGAUGUAAUCUUAAUUUUGUACUAAUUAAAUUUUAGACUUGUUUA